Psilocybe cubensis is the source of this 1674-nucleotide messenger RNA. RefSeq lists its product as uncharacterized. Lineage: Eukaryota; Fungi; Basidiomycota; Agaricomycetes; Agaricales; Agrocybaceae. Bases 1 to 1674 code for a protein of 557 amino acids. The transcript is spliced from 8 exons. The record is from RefSeq and is a predicted model, not a curated record. Gene Ontology annotation, molecular function: transmembrane transporter activity. Gene Ontology annotation, biological process: transmembrane transport.
AUGACUUUUUAUUUUUCUAUUACGUUGAAUAUAACGAAUAGGGAGCUCUUUGCGACCGGCUUUGAACCCCUUUCAGCCAUAUGGAGAGGCCUCUGGAGGCAAUACUUCGAGACGUUUUUCUCUUUUGUCUGUCCUCCGAAGACCGCAAAGAAACCCAUCUACAAUCACAAAAAAUAUCGAAGGUCUGUACCUGGUGAUGACCUUUCUGAUUAUGAAAACCUUGAUUCUUUGACAGACAUAGAGACAAGACGAAAGUUUAUAUUAAAAUUAGGGAAAGCGUUGCUGACUUUCGGCGCGCCCUCCCACCGCAUAGAAUCUCAGCUACUUGCUGCAUCAAAUAUCCUUGAUGCUCGUGCAGAAUUCAUUCAUCUUCCCAACAUAAUUAUAGUUUCCGUUCGCAAUGAAGACCCGCAUUCAACUCGGACAUAUUUUAUACGCUCCAGAGGGCGCAUUGCCUUAACCUCUCUGCAUAAAGUUCACGAAAUAUAUAGGGAUGUCUUACACGACCAUAUAGGAGCGGAAGCUGGGACUGACGCCCUCCGACAAGUGCUAAGAUCACCGGCUAUUUACUCCUUGAAAUUGAGAUGCUUUUUCGCCUUUUUGUGUGCGUCUAUUAUAUGCGGACUGUCGUUUGGGGGCUCCCUUGCAGAUAUGUGGAUCAGCGGCGCUUGUGCAUCUUUCCUUCAAUAUCUUGGUUUGAACGCCGCAAAUAAAAGCUCGAUGUACGCCAAUGUCUAUGAAAUAUCUGUGUCCAUUGUAGUGGCUUUUAUUGCUCGAGCCUUGAGCAAUCUUCCCGGAGAUAUGUUUUGCUAUAGUGCAAUAUCGUCUGCUGGCGUGGUCGUAAUUCUUCCGGGUUUCACUGUUUUGAUCAGUGCUUUGGAACUUAUGUCGAAGAACAUUUUCUGUGGGUCUGUAAGGAUUGUGUAUGCAAUCAUAUACACGCUGUUUUUGGGUUUUGGGCUAACCAUUGGAUCUGAUUUCUAUUUGGUCAUUGAUCGACAUGCGCGUCGCGAGUAUUACAGAAGUGCCAUCCCGGACAAUCUGAUCUACAUUCAUGGUCACUUUUCAGGCCUGAAUGGCACCAAAUCUCCCGUCUCAACAAACGGUGUUCUAGGUCUGGGACUUGCAACUACUGGAAACGCUCCCGAUCAUACCAUCAAAGGGUGCAUUCGUCUUCCAAUGUGGCCGUUCUGGAGGCAGCCUUUACCCUGGUGGACGCUAUUUUUUUUGGUUCCCAUUUAUUCUACUUGCUCCUCAUUGUCGAACCUACAGUACUGGCGGAGUCUACAGCUGCCAUUGAUGGUCCUUUUUUCAUGUUGCGCUUAUGCAGCAAAUCGAGCUGCGAGCUUGGUACUACCUGGAAGGACCGAUAUUGUCUCUGCAGCUGGCGCCUUCGUUAUAGGAACUUUGGGUAAUAUUUAUUCACGAGUAGUACGUGGAACCGCGUUUACUUCGAUGGUAACGGGCGUAUUGUUCCUAGUUCCUUCGGGCAUCGCCCAAGGAGGCGGGGUUACCCAAACAUAUCACAGUUCUGCUGAACAAUACUCUAGUGGUUUCUCCCUUGCUCUUCGCAUGAUCACUGUUGCUGCCGGGGUUACUAUUGGGUUGUUUGUAAGUCAAGUCAUAGUGUAUCUUUUUGGCACUCGAAAAAAUGCUGCUCACUUCGCGUUUUAA